GUUUUUUCUUUUUUUCGAAUAAAGUAUAUAGCAGAUACUUCGCAAAAUCCAUUGUUCACAGAUUUGGCUGACUAAAAGAGAAUACUAUUUUUAACGAAGUGAUUUUUUUUCUUUCGAAAAUAUCGAAAAAGUUCAUCAUUUUUUGUGUCCUUGCAGUUUUGUAUAUCUUCAGAAUUAAGCUUUGUAAUUAAAAUUUCAUUUAAAUAAAUUUUAGAAAUUAACAGAAAAAUCUGUUCUUAUCAUUUGUUUUCUCAGCUGAAAUUUCGUUCAUCGAAAGUCUCUUUUAUUUCCAGUCAUCAAUUAUUCAUUAUAAAAACAUUAAUUUUCUAUAAAGAAGUAAAUGUAAAGAAGUAAAUGUAGAGAUACUCGGUUCAUCUUCUGCCCGUUCUGCCUUGUCCCAUCUGUCGUGCACGCCAAUUAACAAACCUUGGAACGAGUGGAAAGUCCACUGACGAAUUCACUCUUCGGGAAAAUUACGAUCUCCUAUUGGUCCCGACUCAGGCAACGGACGCAAAUAAAGGGGAUUUGAAAACUGUAAGAGAGAUGAGUAAUCUGUAACUAUCUUAUAUUUCACUUCAUCAUUAUCCUGCAUAUGUGUCUAUAUCCAUUUAUACCUGGUCGUAGAUACGAUAAAAGGCCCCUCUGAGUGGUGGCUACUCUCGCGAGGUAUGCGUGACCUCCGAGGAAGAGGAGAGGACCUCCGGGUAUCAUAUAGAGGGGCGCAUAGUCGUGACGCUGAUCCAGUCUUCCGUACAGCGUCGUUCACUUGAAACGUCUCGGUGUGUCGUGUGCUUCGUGCCUUUUUUUUCCUUUUUUUUUUGUUGUGGAAAAGGACGAAGGAAGAGAUUUUCGUUCGACGGAAAUGCACGUGUGACAAUGCGUCCGAAUCUCGGUCGUGACCAAGAGAGUUGAACUCCCGGCGACGCGUGUCGCAUAUUGCAAUAGUGUGAAUUAUUUAUUCUUGCACGUGCUUGUCGUCUGUCAUUGAUCCCGGAUCUCUCGAAUUGUCAAUUAAAUCGAAAUGCUACCGACAAUGACAAGCUGGAAUUUGCUACUAUUCUUACUUCAGUUGGUUGCUUAUGAAAGUCAAUCGGAGACGAUAAUAACAGCGCACAAUGAUUUUGGUCUGACACCAAUCGAUCCGGAAAUUGCCGAUGUCGUCGACUGGAAACAUCACGCGUGUCGGCGAACAUGCAAGGAUGGCAUAGUACCUCUAGACUGCUAUUAUACUUUUAAGUUGGAAUCUUACUACACGAUGAGCAAAGCAUGCUAUGAUUGCCCUUUCAAUAUUACGGAUUGCUUCAGACCUCACUGCAUCCCAGCGGAUGGCAUGAAGCGAUCUCUCAUGGUCGUUAAUCGCCAAAUGCCAGGUCCGUCAAUUGAAGUUUGCCAAGGCGACAAAAUAAUAGUUGAUAUGAUCAACUUAUUACACACAGAGAGCACUACAAUGCACUGGCAUGGACAACAUCAUUUUGCCACACCAUAUAUGGAUGGUGUACCCCAUGUAUCGCAAUGUCCUAUCCUUCCUGGGGCAACCUUUCGAUAUAAAUAUAUUGCCACUGAAGCCGGCACACAUUUCUGGCAUUCUCAUAUAGGAUUUCAAAGAGGUGACGGCGUGUUUGGUCCAUUAAUCGUUCGUGUACCCCCUAAAGUCGACUGGCACAAAGAUCUGUAUGACUACGAUGAUCAUACGUUAGUAAUAGCCGAUUGGGCUCAUGAAUUGGGUCUCACUAAGUUCCUGGCACAUUAUCAUUCGGACGGUCAUAACAAAGCGCCGAACUUACUCAUAAACGGCCUGGGCCGUUUCAUUGCUAUUAAAGAUGAAAAUGAAACACUGGCCGAUAUGCCUAUUACGACAUUCACUGUGAAACCGGAUUCUCGAUACAGAUUCAGACUUAUUAAUGCAGAAUUCCUGAACUGUCCUAUAGAAGUUUCCGUUGACAAUCAUACCUUGUACGUGAUCAGUUCAGAUGGGCGUGAUAUUAAACCAGUACAAGCCGAAUCGCUGGUGAGUUAUGCCGGCGAGAGAUUUGAUUUUAUAAUCGAGAUGAACCAACCAGUUGACAACUAUUGGAUGAGAUUUCGAGGAUUGAUGGAUUGCGACGAAAGAUUUUUGAGUGCCUAUCAAGUUGCAAUAUUGCGAUAUGAAGGCGCACCUGAAGAGGAACCGGAGGUAGAAGUUUCAUAUGAUCGUGUAAGAAACGAUUCUUAUGGAUUGCAAGUAAAUGCUUUAAAUGAAGGAACUGAAUCGAACAAUAGCAUUAGUAUACCUUUAUUAAAUGCGAUGGACGACGAUGACGCUUCCAACACCAGAAAACCUGAUUAUCAAUUUUAUAUAUCAUACGAUUUUUACGGAAAAGAUAACCCGAAUUUUCAUCGAAAAAAUUUGUAUGGCUUUCAGCAAGCAAAACAUAAAGUGUUUACACCACAAUUGAAUCAUAUAUCGAUGAAGUUACCGCCAUUUCCACUCUUGCCUGAAAGAGACUUAAUUAAGCCGGAUCAGUUUUGCAACGCCAGCACAGUUAAAGGAUGCGAGAAUGAUUAUUGCGCUUGUACUCACGUGCUUCAGGUUAAGCUUAAUAGCGUGGUAGAACUGGUUCUGAUUGACGAAGGAGUUCCGUAUGACGCAAAUCAUCCCUUCCACCUUCACGGAUAUCAGUUCCGCGUCGUGGCUAUGGAGAGGAUAGGAUCUAAUACUACCGCUGCUGAAGUGAGGGAAUUAGACAGGCAAGGUUUGAUAUAUAGAAAACUCGCACGGGCACCUCUGAAGGACACAGUGACCGUGCCCGACGGUGGUUACACCAUUGUGCGAUUUUACGCUGAUAAUCCAGGAUAUUGGCUGUUCCAUUGCCACAUUGAGUUUCACGCGGAGAUAGGAAUGUCGCUAAUCUUCAAAGUUGGCGAAAAUGAAGAGAUGCCGCCGGUGCCCCGUGAUUUUCCUAAAUGCGGUGACUGGAAACCGAUAAACGAUAAUAAUGACAAGAAUUCGGAGAGUAGUACAAUUUUAACGAUGACCGAAAAUAAGGAAUCAAAACUUGAUGAGCGUCUCACAAGCAUGAUAAAGCAAUUCUCAAUAUAUAUGACGUAUUUUGAGCAGCUCUUGAAAGCACAGACAUCCUCGGCGUCCAAUUCGAGUAUAACAUUGCUGGUUUUUAUUACUUGUCUUUUGAGCUCUGUGAUUCAUGUACAAACAUUUUAAGUCUCAUCUAAAUAUCGAACUUUAAACGAAAUAUAGAAAUUUAAAUGAUAUUUGCGAUUACGUUAGGCAAUUUUUUAUCGAUGAUGAACGAACGUUACGAUAAUAAAUGACUUAUACUUCUGUGAUAUAACAAUAGAUAUAAUUAUCCUAUAAUUCUCAGAUUGCUGAUUGCACUGUCCGCGACAUAUAUAAUUUCCUAAUUUAACUCUUAUUAAUUUCAGUGACGAUCGAUUUUACAUACAUAGCAUAAUAGAUGUAUUCUCAGUGAGAGUGUCAUGAGAUAAUAUAUUUUAUGAUUCAAAAAAAA
This is a messenger RNA of Pogonomyrmex barbatus (red harvester ant), 3506 nucleotides long. Its product is annotated as multicopper oxidase 3. Gene Ontology annotation, biological process: iron ion transport. NCBI's taxonomy places the organism in Eukaryota, Metazoa, Arthropoda, Insecta, Hymenoptera, Formicidae. The record is from RefSeq and is a predicted model, not a curated record. Gene Ontology annotation, molecular function: oxidoreductase activity; copper ion binding. Gene Ontology annotation, cellular component: plasma membrane.